Messenger RNA from Benincasa hispida (wax gourd), 876 nucleotides. RefSeq names its product Lojap-related protein. The record is from RefSeq and is a predicted model, not a curated record. Lineage: Eukaryota; Viridiplantae; Streptophyta; Magnoliopsida; Cucurbitales; Cucurbitaceae. Gene Ontology annotation, biological process: negative regulation of translation; negative regulation of ribosome biogenesis. Gene Ontology annotation, molecular function: ribosomal large subunit binding.
UUGGGCUGAUCCACAGACCAAGCAAUAAACUAAUUGCUCCAAUUGGAAAAUUCCAACUUCCAUUUCGAAGACGACGGUGGACGAGCAAGCUGAGAACUUGAUUUUCACGGCGGGCACGGGGAUUCGGAGAAUCACAUGUUGGCGGCGCAAAGAAUUCAAUCUUCAUCUGCCUUCUCUUCCACGAUUCGCUCUCUGCAACUAUGGAAUAGAGGCGUUUCUGUUCACAACCAUGCUCUAUCUUCUUCCACCGCUAGCUCUACCAACAAAGGUUUACUCGAUCUUCAGGAGGUCGAGACGAUUCUGAAUAAUGUGAAGGCAGAUGAUGUCAAAGUGAUACUAGUCCGUAAAGAGUGUGAUUGGGCUGAUUACAUGGUGUUCGCCACUGGUAGGUCUACCUGGCACGUUAAGAACAUUGCUCAAGCCCUAAUUUACAAGGUCAAGCAAAAGCAGAAAGGUGCUAGACAGUUAGUACUCCCUAGUGUAGAAGGGCAAGAGGACGGAAAGUGGAUUGUCAUCGAUUCUGGUAAAGUAGUUGUUCACGCCCUCGAUGAGAAUGCCAGAAGUUAUUACAAUUUGGAGAGCCUUUGGUCCACCGAAACACCGCAGGAUGAUUCUUCUCAGGAUUUGGACAGAGCUUUCGUGAAGAUACGUCCGAAGAACAACUCCAAGAAACCAGCACAAAAGCUUCUUAACAGGUGAAAAAUCUCUCUUCAAUGAAGAUCACAUGGCCCCGUUCUUUCAUUAAUCAUUAUGUAGACUUCCAAAAAAGAAUGAAAAAAAGAGGAAUGGUGCCAGAUGCUUCAAUAUUUGUUUUGGAAUAUUUAUUUCCAUCUUGAUCCAUGAGAUAAUGUGAGCUUAUUUUCUUUUCCUUCUCCA